AUGAAGGAAACAAUAAGGUACUUGGCAGGAAUUGCAGGGCCAAGUGGUUUUGGCUCAAAUUCAACUGCAGAGCAAGUCACUCAACAAUAUUCCUCUUCAAAUAAUCUAACUGCUCUAAUCACUGGUGCUACUUCUGGUAUUGGAGGUGAAACAGCUAGGGUGUUAGCAAAAAGAGGAGUGAGAGUUGUAGUAGGUGCCAGAGACAUGAAAAAAGCUAUCAAAGUCAGAGAGAAAAUUAAAGAGGAGAGUCCUUAUGCUGAGAUUAUUCUAUUGGAAAUUGAUCUUAGCUCUCUUGCUUCUGUGCAGAGAUUUUGUUCAGAAUUUUUAUCUUUAGAAUUGCCUCUUAAUAUUCUCAUAAACAAUGCUGGUGUUUACUCUCAUAACCUGGAAGUCUCCGAAGAGAAAAUUGAAAAGACAUUUGCUACAAAUUACUUAGGAAAUUGGAAAGCAACAAACAAUCACAGCUGA
Messenger RNA from Vicia faba (fava bean), 468 nucleotides. Lineage: Eukaryota; Viridiplantae; Streptophyta; Magnoliopsida; Fabales; Fabaceae. The record is from the annotation of a GenBank genome assembly.